AUGCCCUCCGCAGCCCCCACCACCACUCUGACUGUCAGGUCUCAUCGUCAGCCGGUGCCCGUCCAAGUACCAGCUCCUGAAUCAGCUCCACCACGCAAGCUUAAGCACCCGCCUUGCACCUCCUACCCAGACUCUGAAGGAAAUUCCCUGUACAGUUUGGGCUUCCACCCCAUCCGCUAUCAAAACCAUACCCUUCCAGCCUACGACACGCGCCCCGCCAAACGAUCGAUGCCCACCCCUCACCAAACCAUUGUCGUCGUCAACUCCUCUGGCCGGCAAGCUGCAUCGUUUAUACGUGUCGCCGUCGCCGUGGGAUAUCGGGUUCGGGCACAGUUGCGGAGUCUAGAUGGCAUAGUCGCCUCGGAAAUCUCGUCCCUGCCAAAUGUGACCGUUGUGGUUGGAGAUCUCUUUCAUAAACCCAACUCCCCCACGUCUCCAAAUGGCAAUCCAAAGAAGGGUGUGAAUCAUGAACUUAUCGCCGACCUCUUCCGUGGCGCGCAUCUGGCAUUUAUCAAUACUACGUACUGGGGUGAUGAGGUGGCGAUUGGCUGCGCUGUGGCGGACGCCGCCGUCAGAGCCAACAUCAAACACCUGGUGUAUUCGUCCAUGCCAGACCAUUCUCAGCUCACCCCGCCAUCAGCCCCCCAGCCAUGGCCGUCACUCCCCCUCUGGAGUUCCAAAGCUGCCAUUUCAGCCUAUAUCAAGUCUAUCCCCACAUUAGCAUCCAGGACCACCUUUCUCUAUACUGGAAUAUAUAAUAAUAAUUUCACUUCUCUCCCCUACCCAAUUUUCUGCACGGAAUUGCAGCCUGACGGUAGCUUCGUAUGGGAAGCCCCCUUCCACCCCCACGUCAAGCUCCCCUGGCUGGACGCAGAACACGAUGUCGGCCCGGCCGUCCUCCAAAUAUUCAAAGAUGGAGCCGACAAAUGGGCAGGACAGACGAUCCCACUGGCAUAUGAAAUGCUAUCCCCAACCGAGGCAUGCCAAGCAUUUUCGCGGGGCAUUGGUGGCAGAAAAGUCUCGUACCGGCGACGGACGACGAUCGAGGUGCGAGUGAAGAUUCCUACUGGUUAUCGAGAACAGCUUCUGGCGCUGGAGGAGAUGUAUAAAUUGGGCGAGGAGGAUCCAAACCUGCAGCCGCCCUACUUUGGCACCAACGCACUGGACGAACGGUGCGUAGAGCAGUCGCUGGGGUUGUGGGAGGGACCCAGGGGCUUGGAAGAGUAUGCGAGGGAGGUAUUCCCGCUGGAGGAGGCGGCAAAUGGGCUAACGUGGAUGAAUGAUACCACGGACGGCGAACAGACCGGCGACGAAAUGGAUGCCGCGGAUGCAGAAGAGGAGGGUAGUGAUUACGGGUUGGAAAUGGCCGGUGGGAUGGCUGGGGCGAGUUCGGGGACAGGGACUGGUGGCGAGAAUACCCCUGCGAGGAGGGAAGAGAGUUGGUUAGCCUGA
Messenger RNA from Venustampulla echinocandica, 1452 nucleotides. RefSeq names its product NAD(P)-binding Rossmann-fold containing protein. The record is from RefSeq and is a predicted model, not a curated record. The transcript has a single exon. Lineage: Eukaryota; Fungi; Ascomycota; Leotiomycetes; Helotiales; Pleuroascaceae. Bases 1 to 1452 code for a protein of 483 amino acids.